Molecule: messenger RNA, 4549 nt
Organism: Platichthys flesus (European flounder)
Lineage: Eukaryota; Metazoa; Chordata; Actinopteri; Pleuronectiformes; Pleuronectidae
Gene: exoc6b
Product: exocyst complex component 6B
Exons: 22
Coding region: 136-2568 (810 amino acids)
Biological process (GO): exocytosis; Golgi to plasma membrane transport; intracellular protein transport
Cellular component (GO): exocyst; membrane
Source: RefSeq, a predicted model, not a curated record
CUCUGUAACCACAACGAGCCAACCCUCACACGCACCGUGCACGGUCAGUACGUUCGGCUCGGCUCGGCUCGGUACAUCUCGGUUCAUCUCGGUUCGGCUCGGCUCAGCUCGGAACCGUCCACAGCAACAUGCAGGAUGGCGAGCAUGGAGACAGCCGCCGAACAUGAACGCAUCCUGCGGGAGAUAGAGAGCACCGACUCCAACUGCAUCGGACCGACCCUCCGGUCGGUGUACGAUGGACAGGAACAUGGCCUCUUCGUUGAGAAGCUGGACAUGCGGAUCCGGAACCACGACAGGGAGAUCGAGAAGAUGUGCAACCAUCACUUCCAGGGGUUCGUGGACUCCAUCACAGAGCUGCUCAAAGUACGAGGGGAGGCGCAGAAGCUGAAGAGUCAGGUGACUGAGACCAACAAGCAUCUUCAGGAUGACGGCAAAGUGCUCAUCACCUCCAUGGAGGAACUGCAGCAGUGUCGAGUCCAGCAGAGGAACAUCGCCACCACCAUCGACAAACUGUCCCACUGCCUCCCAGUCCUGGAGAUGUACAGCAGACUUCAGGAGCAGAUGAGACUUAAAAGGUACUACCCGGCGCUGCGGACGUUGGAGCAGCUGGAGCAGACAUGUCUUCCCCGGGCGGGUCAGUACCGGUUCUGCUCCAUCAUGGCAGAAAACAUCCCCAAGCUGAGGACGCAGAUCCGGGACACUGCCAUGACGCAGCUGAGGGACUUCCUGGAGAGCAUCCGGAAACACUCGGACAAGAUCGGAGAGACGGCCAUCAGACAGGCCCAACUCCAACGCUCGCUGGACAGCUCCAUCUCCACACAGCCGAGGGGCCUGAUUGGCCGACGUGGAAGGAAGGAGGCGGCGGCGUUGACAGGCACGGGGACCGACAGCGGUGGACCAGGCGGCAGUCCGGCGUCAGAACAGGACUCGGGUAUUCUGGAUGUGGAGGAGGAAGGGGAGGAGGAUGAAGUCCCAGGAGCUCAGGACUUGGUGGAUUUCUCUCCAGUUUACAGCUGUCUGCAUAUCUACACUGUGCUGGGUUUGCGUGAUGUGUUUGAGAACUACUACAGAAAGCAGCGGAGGAAACAGGCUCGCCUCGUGCUGCAGCCGCACUCUAACAUGCAUGAAACCUUGGAGGGAUACAGGCGCUACUUCAACCAGAUUGUCGGGUUCUUUGUGGUGGAGGAUCACGUUCUUCACACCACCCACGGGUUGGUCAACAGGGCGUACGUCGAGGAGCUGUGGGAGCUGGCGCUGUCCAAAAUAGUCGCUGCCCUCCGGACGCACUCGUCGUACUGUGACGACCCCGACCUGGUGCUGGACCUGAAGAACCUGAUUGUCCUCUUUGCUGAUACACUGCAGGGUUACGGUUUCCCGGUGUCCCAGCUGUUCGACAUGCUGCUGGAGAUACGGGAGCAGUACGGAGAGAUCCUGCUGAAGAGGUGGAACAUCGCCUUCAGGCAGGUGCUGGAUCAAGAUAACUUCAGUCCAAUCCCAGUGUCGACAGAGGAAGAGUUCAGACACUACACCUCCCUGUUUCCCCUGCAAGACCCUGAACUGGAAAAGCUUCCCUUCCCCAAGAAGCUCCCCUUCUCCGAGUUUGUGCCAAAAGUCUACUGUCAACUCAAAGAGUUCAUCUAUGCCUGUUUGAAAUACUCUGAGGAUCUUCACCUCAGUUCCACGGAGGUAGACGAUAUGAUCCGCAAGUCGACAAAUCUGCUGCUGACCAGAACCCUCAGCCACUGUCUGCACUACGCCAUUAAGAAGAAGAAUGUCGGGCUGGCAGAGUUGGUGCAGGUGAUCAUAAACACCACCCACCUGGAGCAGUGCUGCCAAUUCCUGGAGGAGUUUAUAUCAAACAUCACCAACGUUCCUCCCGACAUGGCCAACGCCACCAAGCUCUACGGGACGUCCACCUUCAAGGACGCCCGUCACGCGGCGGAGGCGGAGAUCUACACCAACCUCAACGCCAAGAUCGACCAGUUCCUGCAGCUGGCUGAUUACGAUUGGCUGACGGCGGUGCAGGGAGGCGGGACUCUGGCCGCCAGCGACUACCUGGUCGACCUGAUCGCUUUUCUGAAGAGCACGUUCAGCGUCUUCACCAACCUGCCUGGUAAAGUGGCUCAGACGGCGUGCAUGUCGGCCUGUAAACACAUCUCCACCUCGCUGAUGCAGCUGCUGCUCGACCCCGAGAUCCGACAGAUCUCCAUGGGAGCUCUGCACCAGCUCAACGCCGACGUCAAGGAGUGCGAGAGUUUUGCCAGAGCCGGCCCGGUCGCAGGCUUCCAGGGUGACACGUUGCUUCUGGCCUUCAGUGACUUGAGACAAUUACUGGAGCUGUUCACCGAGUGGGACUGGUCCACGUAUCUCGCUGACUACGGCAAGUCCACCUGCAAAUACCUGAGAGUGAACCCACACACUGCACUGGUCCUGCUGGAGAAGAUGAAGGAGAUGAGCAGGAAGAACAACGUCUUCGCUCAGUUCAGGAAGACGGACAGAGACCGACAGAAACUCAUCGACACCGUCAUCAAGCAGCUACGCAACCUCAUCGCACAGCACCACGCCUGAUUGGACAGCAGGCCCCAACGCCUGAUUGGCUGAUCGAAUCCAUCGCUGUUCACCUUCACUUCCUGGGACUCCACUGGACUUCACACUGCACAACCUUUUUUCUGGAAUCAGAACUUUUCAGUUUGUCUGAGGACGAGGACUCUCCUGGAUCCUGGUGGUUUGUCCCGGGCGUCAACAAAUCCCACGACCAAGACCAAAACCAGGGAUGAGACGUUUACUGUCUCCGUCCUGCAGCGUUAAAUACACAACUUUUCACUUGUAUCCAUCCACAACUGAAAAUAGUCCCAAACCAAUGCACAAUGUUUCCCUGUUUUGUGUAAAGUUUUGUAAAGUGACAAGGUGCUUAACGUGUCUGACCUCCGACCUCAGGGGGCGAUGGUGGACGUGUUUGAGUGGGUCAGUUACAGUUUCCCACUCGUGGCCUAUAUCCCCCCCCCCAUCGCCUGAAGGUUGUUGGUGUUGUUGAGACAAAAACACAUAAUUUGGUUGCGGUCUGUUGACAGUAUUUAAAAACACAUCAUCUGCCUUAAACGUAGAUUUGAAAAGAUUCACGGGUGGAGUUCUUCACGUGGGGAACAAACAGUUCAGUUAUGAAUCAUAUUCACAUUAAAUUCUAGAUUAAUCUACUUAAGUUCCUUAGUUUAAAGUAUUAAUUACUAAAUCUUUCAGUUUGCCGGACGCCAUCGAGCCUCGUUGUUACCGAGACAUUUGUGAGUCCGAUAAUCGCGGAAACCUGCGUUGUGCGGCUGGGAGAGGGAAUCUUUGUGGGUUUUUGCAGAAAACUCGUACUCUUUUGGAGAUUUUAAUUUUCGAUUCAGAAACGUCAAACUACAACGUUGACAUUUACCUUCCUCGGCUGCUCACGGCCUUCCACGUCUUCCAUGAUGUGUUUUGAAUGUACACCAGGGGGUGUCGUCUCCAUCGUCCUUUCCAAGCAAUGAACUCGAGAUCAGGUCCUGAAGAGAUAAAACAAUUUCUCGUUGAACACUUGAAUGGCGGCUUGGAUCUGGCGAAGUUGAGGGGUGUGUAGUUCCGCCCCUUUCCAGUGGGGGGCGCUGCCUGAGCAUUUAUACCUUGUAUCGACAGCUCGGUCUUAAAGACGGGACGAUACCUCGAUUGGGCAACGGCUCUAAAGUGAAAACUGUUUUCUUAGUUUUUGACUAGAAAGAGAAUUUGUGUAAACUCACACACACACAGUCAUGUCUUCCAUACGCAGAGUUGUGGGUGUCGUUUGGCUACACAAACCUUUGUAUAGUUAUUUUUGGAGCUAGUGGAUCUUCGUGUUGCCUUUUUUUCUUGAACUCGGUGCAAUAGCAGAAAUGGAACCUGCAGGAUUUUGUGUGUGUUAAUCGUUGCGCUUUAAAAAAGGGAUUCGAACUUCAAACUCUCUUUUGAUCUACUGCGAUGUGUGUGCACUGUGAAAUCAACUGUACGCUGAUGUUUUCGCUGUGAACCGUUGCCUCUCGUCCAAUCGGAAGGAGGAAAGAUUUGCUUCCUGCUUUGUAAUUUCGGUGAAUUUUGACUCGAGAUAUUCGUGUUGUGUUCACGUGUCACUGUGCUGUUAUUAAGGAAAAGGGGGCGGGGACUGUUCAAUGUGCCUUUAAUGUGUUCUCUUUCAUCUUCCUUCUCUGGUGUUCGGACCCAGUGACUGAACUUCCACACUACACGGACAACAAGGGAUCUCUGGAGCUUUUAUUUUUAGGUUGCAGAAUUUUGGACAAAUAUAACCCUUUACAUUUAUUAGUAAUACUCCAGUCCUUUGCUUAAGGGCACCAUGGCAGUAACACACAACGGCCCACGCGUUGGAACUGACAACCCUCAGUUACUGAUGAUCUGUAUUUUGUAAAUCUUUAUUGAGACGGACGCACUGUAAACGAAGCUGUUGCAUUAAACCACUAACACAUUAAAUAAAGUACUAACGCAUUUGAAAAAAAAAUUGCAUCGGACAAAUAUGGAAUAAAUGUUAAACUGUUGAAUAAUU